ACAGCGGCGAGGUUCUGCGCGGGCGCGGAAGACGGGCGGCGCGUGGCGGAAGGCAGGCUUGCUCCUCGGGGUGGGGGAGGGUAUCCGGCUUAGCGGGGCUGCAGUGGACACCACUUCUUAAUGUCGGGGGUCUUCGCGGCGCUCACCUCGGCUCCUGGGGUUCAGGAAGGUACGCAGCACCCACCUUCGCGCUGAAGGCAGUAGGGCGCCACGGAGAGGAACCGCUGUAGGCACGUAAGGCCUCGUGAAGUUGCGUCGCACGCGGAGCACUCUGGGACUUGUAGUUCUGGAGAUGGAGCGAGCUGUGCCACUCGCUGUACCGCUGGGUCAGACAGAGGUGUUCCAGGCCUUGCAGCGGCUCCAUAUGACCAUCUUCUCCCAGACUGUCUCACCGUGUGGGAAGUUUCUGGCGGCUGGCAACAAUUAUGGGCAGAUUGCCAUCUUCAGCUUGUCUGCUGCUUUGAGCUCCGAAGCUAAAGAGGAAAGUAAGAAGCCAGUGAUGACUUUCCAAGCCCAUGAUGGGCCCGUCUAUAGCAUGGUCUCUACCGAUCGACAUCUGCUUAGUGCUGGGGAUGGGGAGGUGAAGGCCUGGCUUUGGGCGGAGAUGCUCAAGAAGGGGUGUAAGGAGCUGUGGCAUCGUCAGCCUCCGUACAGGACCAGCCUGGAAGUGCCUGAGAUCAAUGCUCUGCUGCUGGUCCCCAAGGAGAACUCCCUCAUCCUGGCUGGGGGAGACUGUCAGUUGCACACUAUGGACCUUGAAACUGGGACUUUCACGCGGGUCCUCCGGGGCCACACAGACUACAUCCAUUGCCUGGCACUGCGGGAAAGGAGCCCAGAGGUGCUGUCAGGUGGCGAGGAUGGAGCUGUUCGACUUUGGGACCUGCGCACAGCCAAGGAGGUCCAGACGAUCGAGGUCUAUAAGCACGAGGAGUGCUCGAGGCCCCACAAUGGGCGCUGGAUCGGAUGCUUGGCAACUGAUUCCGACUGGAUGGUCUGUGGAGGGGGCCCAGCCCUCACCCUCUGGCACCUCCGAUCCUCCACACCUACCACUGUCUUCCCCAUCCGGGCGCCACAGAAGCAUGUCACCUUCUACCAGGACCUGAUUCUGUCGGCUGGCCAGGGCCGCUGUGUCAACCAGUGGCAGCUGAGCGGGGAGCUGAAGGCCCAGGUGCCUGGCUCCUCCCCAGGGCUGCUCAGCCUCAGCCUCAACCAGCAGCCCGCCGCGCCUGAGUGCAAGGUCCUGACAGCUGCAGGUAACAGCUGCCGGGUGGAUGUCUUCACCAACCUGGGCUACCGAGCCUUCUCCCUGUCCUUCUGACCUCCGACGACACCCCCAGCCAGCCCAGGGUUUUAGAGUGUUUUUCAUUUUCUUUUUUACAAUAAAGUUUCAGGGUUUUUU
Chlorocebus sabaeus (green monkey) is the source of this 1399-nucleotide messenger RNA. It is a transcript of the gene THOC6, whose product is annotated as THO complex subunit 6. Gene Ontology annotation, biological process: mRNA export from nucleus. Lineage: Eukaryota; Metazoa; Chordata; Mammalia; Primates; Cercopithecidae. The record is from RefSeq and is a predicted model, not a curated record. Gene Ontology annotation, cellular component: transcription export complex; THO complex. Gene Ontology annotation, molecular function: protein binding.